ACUAGCAGCGUCUUUGGCUGUCACAACACACGGUAUGCUGUGUUCAAAGUGCUGCUACAAAACACUUUUGCGGCUCGACUAGGGCGUUAUGUUACGGAUAGCCAAAACCAGCAAAGCAGCUAGGCCUAUACCUCCGGAAUGGCGGCAGAAAUACAACCCAAACCGCAGACUCGGACUCCUGUCCUGCUGAACAAAAUCGAAGCUUCCCAAGAUGUUGUGAACACAGCGGUCAUAAUUCCAAAGGAGGACGGGGUGAUCAGCGUCUCAGAGGACAGGACGAUCCGGAUAUGGCUGAAGAGAGACAGUGGCCAGUACUGGCCCAGCAUUUACCACACAAUGCCAGAUUCUUGCUCCUGUAUGUCCUUUAACCCAGAGACCAGGAGGCUGUCUAUGGGGAUGGAGAAUGGAACCAUCUCUGAGUUCAUCCUGUCAGAAGACUACAACAAAAUGACCCCGGCACAGACCUAUCAGGCCCACCAGGGCAGAGUGACAGUGGUGCUGUUUGUUUUGGAGAUGGAGUGGGUCCUCAGUACAGGACAGGACAAGAACUUCACCUGGCACUGCUCUGAGAGUGGAACACAGCUGGGGUUAUACCGCACCACCGCCUGGGUCUCUGGACUGCAGUUCGACGUGGAGACUAGGCACGCCUUUGUGGGCGACUACUCUGGUCAGGUGACCAUCCUCAAGCUGGAGCUGGACAGCUGUAGUCUGGUCACCACCUUCAAAGGACACACCGGCAAUGUGACAGCUCUAUGUUGGGACCCGGUCCAGAGAGUGUUGUUCUCCGGCAGCGCCGAUCACUCCAUCAUCAUGUGGGACAUCGGGGGAGGCAAAGGCACCGCUAUUGAACUUCAGGGACACAAUGAGCAGGUCCAGGGCCUAUGCUACGCGCCACAUACACGUCAGCUGAUCUCCUGCAGCUCAGAUGGGGGCAUCGUCAUCUGGAACAUGGACGUGACCAGACAAGAGACCCCAGAGUGGCUGGACAGUGAUUCGUGUCAGAAGUGUGAGCAGCCAUUCUUCUGGAACUUCAAACAGAUGUGGGACAGUAAGAAAAUCGGCCUGCGACAGCACCACUGCAGGAAGUGUGGGCAGGCAGUGUGUGGGAAGUGCUCGGCCAAACGCUCCACCAUCCCUCUCAUGGGCUUCGAGUUUGAGGUGCGGGUGUGUGACAGCUGCCACGAGUCCAUCACGGACGAGGACCGGGCGCCCACGGCGACAUUCCAUGACAGCAAACACAGCAUUGUUUACAUGCACUACGAGCCUACCAUGGGCUGGCUACUGACCUCUGGGGCAGACAAGGUCGUCAAGCUCUGGGACAUGACUCCAGUGGUGUCCUGAAGGUCAUUGUUGAUGGAGCAUCAUGGAGCUCCAUCCACCUAUCAGGUGAGAGCUUACAUCAUGGUGGCCGUCAUCCUGAGAGGAGGUGGUAAUGUCCACAAGAACAACCACCACAACAAUAGUAACAUCCACAGAACCUAGAAACACCAGGCCUUUCUUGCCUGCCCUUGUCCCUCUUGGUGACUAAAUGUGCUGAGGAAGAGCUGUACUCUGGCUACCGAUAUGGAUGGAAAGAUUUGGAAUAGAGACGCCUUGAAGAGGACGAAAGUGUGCGUGCUGUAUCAGGACUAUGAAAGAGCAUUGUUUUGUUAGUGUUAUGGAUCCCCCUUACCUACAGUAUGUCACUCUGGAACAACAUUUGGAACUUCAACUAAAAUGUUAUUGUGCAUACAUAAGUCCCUAUAUUCUUUGGUUUAUUAUAUUUAAAACAAUGGGUCCAUAGUAAAGGAACUCCGUGUAGGCUACCUGCUGAACAACACAUACAGCUAGUCGGGCAAAUAAAAAUAUUAUAUUUAAGUGCCUUCCUCAUAUCAUAUUGCAGCUCUCACUAUGGCAAACAGAGCAUGAAAAAAGUAGGUGAAACAAUUGUUAAAAUAAAAUUAUUAAAAAAUGUACUGGGGUUAUAUGAAUAUCAGUGAGAUAUGUAACCUGGAGUAUGUACAGUAGCAAGAUGGAUUACUCUAAUAUAAUCACAACUCAAGAAGGUCCCAAAGUUGACCUCUUAUAACUCAUCCUGUUUUGAUUGGCUCUUUGCUUGUUAGCUGCUGUACAUAGAAGCAGCAGGUGGAGGGUAGAAUAGCCCUGUUUCUGGGUGGACCCUGUUUCAGUUGAGGUGUCAGAAGUGUCCAUAGCCUACAGAUAACUGCCAAAAUAAAGGAACCACCAACAUUGUCUUAAUAGGGCAUUGGGUCAACAAGCUGCCAGAACAGCUUCAAUGCGCCUUGGCGUAAAUUCUAAGACUCUGGAACUCUUUCGGAGGGAUGUGUCACAAUUCUUCCACAGGACAUCUGUAAUCUGGUGUUUUCUUGAUGGUGGUUGAAAAGGCUGUCUCAGGCGCCGCUUCAGUGUUCAAUUGGGUUGAGAUGUGGUGACUGAGACACACAGUUUAAACCUCCUAUGCUCAUUUGAGACCCACCUUUCAAAUUCACUAAGAUCUCUUCUAACCAUGCUAGCCAAAAUAAUUGAGCAAAUGAGCAUUUUUGUACAUGACCCUAAGCAUGAUGGGAUGUUAAUUGCUUCUUAUUCAUUUAUUUUAUUUUACCUUUAUUCUAAAUUCUUAUUUUCAAUGAUGGUUUAGGAACGGUGGGUUAACUGCAUGUUCAGGGGCAGAACGACAGAUUUGUACCUUGUCAGCUGGGGGAUUUGAACUUUUGGUUACUAGUCCAACGCUCUAACCACUAGGCUACCCUGCCACCCCAAAUUAACUUGGGAACCACAUCUGGGUGGAAGCACCUGCAUUCAAUAUACUUUGUAUCCCUCAUUUACUCAAUUGUUUCCAUUUACUUUGGCAGUUACCUAGCUUAUAGGCUCUCCUGUAGUCAUGCAUACACACAACUGGUGAACAAGUCUACAUGUGGUAUCUCACUGUCGGGUAACGGUUGACGACCACAGAUGUAGGAGAUGUGGAGAAAGACAUUUCUUUCUUUAGUAUUUUUUUUUCCAAAUUAAUAUUGAUUUGCUAAUUGAAUUUCUUGAUUAGGCUUGCCAAUUGAAAUGAUAAAUCAUAAAGAACAAGUUAAUUCCAAUCAUCUUUUUAUGAUUUAUUUUUACUCUAUCGUAGAGUUAUUGAAAUGUCACCUAUGACUCUUUGGACUUUGGUGGUGGACCAAAACAUUAUUCACCACGUGUCAUCUCUAGUUUCUUUGCACUUCAGUUGUUACGGUUUGAUUUCUAAGAGAACAAAAUCAUAGCUAAGCACUUUUUGUCCAAUGCAUACACUUACAAUAUGUUGUUAUCUACAAAUGACAUAUGGUUGAAGUCUGAAAAUAUUAGAUUUUCUAUUGCGUACGUAUAACAGUCUGGUGAUAUGUUAGUGGCUGUGUGUCAAAUGUAUUUGUGUUAUGAGUUUAUUUAUUGCUGUGUGCUACUGGUGCCUCAAAGCUAGACAUCUCUCAUGUAGCCUACUACACCACACGUGUAAAGUUCAUUCUCAAAUUGUAUUGAUGGUUAUUAUGGAUAUAAUAUAGUUCAAGUUAAGUUCAUGCACUGGAUUUGCUUUUGGAUUUGUUUUUAGACAGAACCACGAUUGUAAAACAACAAUCUGUCUGCAUGUUGAUAUUUGGGAUAUAAAACCUAAUUACCCAUUGUCAUUUUUCACAAGUACUAGCAUGUUGUUUUAAUAAUCUGUGAAGCCACACAUCUUGGGCCUAGGCUAAUGCAUAUCUACUGGUGGAGAAUGGCUCUCAGGCACUAGUGCUAUUUACAGAGGGAGUCAAUCACUGGAUUGAAUAAUUAUACUAUCCCUAUUCGUGUCCUCAUUUAAUGCCCUCUGUACAGUAAAGAACAAUAUCUGUUAUCAUUGUUGGCGGUAAAAAUGUGAGUUCCAUGCAAUACUGAUUUACAUUAUCUGAAUGACUGCCCUAGGAUUUGAAAUAACUUGAUGAUGAUAUUAUUAGGUGUGUUUUGUUGCCUGGAUACCAGUCUGUUUUUCUGCUUAUGUCAACGUUUUGUCAUUGGCAACAGUGUUGUUAAUACAGGAACGGUCUUGUUCCCAGGCUCGUGCUUCUGUGUGGUGUUGUGUGAUGCUCACAGGUGGCUGUACUGUGUGUGUGUGUGUGUGUGACUCCGGGGGGGGGGGGGGUGGGUAGAGAUGUGUACAUAUCAUUCCAUAAUUACAGUUCCUCUUGUUGUCCUGCUGCUGAUGUACUCAUGUUUGCAUUUGAUUAAAUUGAUAUGAGGUGACUGAAAGACA
This is a messenger RNA of Oncorhynchus masou masou (cherry salmon), 4252 nucleotides long. RefSeq names its product WD repeat and FYVE domain-containing protein 2. Lineage: Eukaryota; Metazoa; Chordata; Actinopteri; Salmoniformes; Salmonidae. The transcript has 12 exons. Gene Ontology annotation, molecular function: metal ion binding; protein binding. Bases 139 to 1341 code for a protein of 400 amino acids. Gene Ontology annotation, cellular component: early endosome. Gene Ontology annotation, biological process: positive regulation of protein phosphorylation; positive regulation of fat cell differentiation. The record is from RefSeq and is a predicted model, not a curated record.